Messenger RNA from Rotaria socialis, 1935 nucleotides. NCBI's taxonomy places the organism in Eukaryota, Metazoa, Rotifera, Eurotatoria, Philodinida, Philodinidae. The record is from the annotation of a GenBank genome assembly.
AUGGAUGACUCUAGCAGCUCAGCAAUGAAUACGGUAAAGAUUUCUUCUGCUAAAAUAAAAGCAGCCGUUGUGGUUCCUACGGUCAAUGUUAAGUCGACAUCGGAGAAAAAAGGAAAACCGGAAUUUGUUGUAUCAACAAGCUAUCCGGAUUCGAAUGCCCCAUUAGGGGUAUCCGUUUCUAAAUUUAGCAAAAAUCAUCUUGUGUCAUCUCAACAUCGUUUAUUAAUCAAAGGUGGUCGAGUUGUCAAUGAUGAUGGAACACAACUUGCAGAUGUUUUUAUUGAAGAAGGUAUUAUUAAGCAAAUUGGUCUUAAUCUAGUAGUUCCAGGUGGAACUAAAACUAUUGAUGCUACAGGCAAACUUGUUAUGCCAGGCGGUAUUGAUACACAUACUCAUUUUGAAUUACCUUUUAUGGGUACAAAAUCAGUUGAUGAUUUUCUUACUGGUACUAGAGCAGCUAUAGCUGGUGGAACAACAACUAUACUUGAUUUUGUGAUUCCAUCAAAAGAACAAUCGCUUCUUGAAGCUUAUGCACAAUGGCGUGAACGAGCUGAUGCUAAAGUUUGUUGCGAUUAUGGUUUACAUGCUGCUGUUACAACUUGGAAUGAACAAGUUGCUAAAGAUAUGGAAACGCUUACCAAAGAAAAAGGAAUUAAUUCAUUUAAAGUUUUCAUGGCAUAUAAAGGCGUUUUUAUGUUACAAGAUGAUGAAAUAUUUCAAGUAUUUAGUAAAUGUCGUGAACUUGGUGCUAUUGCUAUGGUACAUGCUGAAAAUGGUUCAGUAAUAACGGAAUUAGAAAAAGAAAUGUCAACAUUAGGCAUAACAGGACCUGAAGGCCAUCUUCUUAGUCGACCAGAAAAACUCGAAGCCGAAGCUACUAAUCGUGCUAUUACAAUUGCUGAACAGACUCGAUGCCCACUCUACGUUGUGCAUGUAAUGAGUAAAACAGCAGCUGAAAAAGUUACUGAAGCUAGAUUAAAAGGUCAAGUUGUAUUUGGCGAACCGAUUGCAGCUAGUUUAGGAGCUGAUGGGUCGCAUUAUUUUCAUAAAUGUUGGCGCCAUGCAGCUGCUCAUGUCAUGUCACCGCCAUUGCGGGACGAUGCAACAACUGGUCCUUAUCUUAUGGAUCUCCUGGCUAAUGGUUCAUUGUCAGCAACUGGUACUGAUCAUUGUACGUUUAAUGCAAAUCAAAAGGCUCUUGGCAAAGAUGAUUUUCGAAAGAUUCCAAACGGUGUCAAUGGUGUUGAAGAUCGUUUAGCUGUUAUUUGGACUAAAGGUGUCGAAACGGGAAAACUUGACGUCAAUCAAUUCGUUGCUGUAACAAGUGCAAAUGCUGCACGUAUAUUUAAUAUUUAUCCUAAGAAAGGACGUAUAUCUGUUGGUUCGGAUGGCGACUGUGUUAUUUGGGAUCCAGAAGCCAAAAAAACUAUUUCAGCUGCAACACAUAAUCAAGCAUGUGAUUUUAAUAUUUUUGAAGGUUUACAUUGUAAAGGAUUACCAAUAGUAACUAUUGUUGCUGGUAAAAUUGCUUAUGAAAAUGGACAAUUAAAUGCUGUACAAGGUUCAGGAAAAUAUCUUGAUACAACAUGCUUUGCUGAGUAUGUUUAUCAAAAAUUGAAUAAACGUGAGCAAAUUCGUGAACAGAAAAUACAAGAACAGAAGAUUGAACGUGACCCAUAUGCAGGUGAAGUAUUAGAUAUUAGUAAACCAACGUCGGGUGCCGAUACAAAAUCGAAACUACAAGGAAAUGCUAGUAGUGGUGAGCCUGCUGCUGCUUCCGCUGGUUUUCAUAGUAGACCAGCAACUCGCGCUGGUGGAAGGAAUCUAUUAGAUUCGAGUUUUUCAUUAUCAGGUGAUCAAUGGGAUGAUCGAAAUCAACGAAAAACAACUCGAGUUCAUCAGCCACCUGGUGGACAAUCGAAAGGUUUAUGGUAA